Molecule: messenger RNA, 2141 nt
Organism: Ochotona curzoniae (black-lipped pika)
Lineage: Eukaryota; Metazoa; Chordata; Mammalia; Lagomorpha; Ochotonidae
Gene: VAMP2
Product: vesicle associated membrane protein 2
Exons: 4
Coding region: 108-476 (122 amino acids)
Biological process (GO): vesicle fusion; vesicle-mediated transport; SNARE complex assembly
Cellular component (GO): SNARE complex; plasma membrane
Molecular function (GO): syntaxin-1 binding; SNAP receptor activity
Source: RefSeq, a predicted model, not a curated record
GCCGCCCCGGCCGGGGAGGGCGGCCCCCCGGCGCCCCCUCCCAAUCUCACCAGCAACAGGAGACUGCAGCAGACCCAGGCCCAGGUGGAUGAGGUAUUGCUCUAGGCAUGUUCUCUGUCUGUCCUUGGCAUGUUAACUUGACAGCGUCGGGGUUGCAUGCUGGGCGUGCACCCUGGGCCUGCGUUCGAGGAGUGCCCUCUUUGAGGUGGACCUCGGCACACUCCCUGCUUCCUGGGCCCCUCCCCCAGGUGGUGGACAUCAUGAGGGUGAACGUGGACAAGGUUCUGGAGCGGGACCAGAAGCUGUCGGAGCUGGACGACCGUGCUGAUGCGCUCCAGGCGGGGGCCUCCCAGUUUGAAACUAGUGCAGCCAAGCUCAAGCGCAAAUACUGGUGGAAAAACCUCAAAAUGAUGAUCAUCUUGGGAGUGAUUUGCGCCAUCAUCCUCAUCAUCAUUAUUGUUUACUUCAGCACUUAAGUCCCUGAGGAGGCUGCCCUGCCUAGAGAAGGGCCUCUUCCCCCCAACCCCCAGCCAUCCCUCCACCUCUCAGCCAUAUCUCUCAGCCCCUCCCCAGAUCCGUGUGUGUGUGCGUGUGUGUCCGUGUGUGUGCCCCCUGUAAAUAGCCAGCUGUUAUUUAUACAUAUAUAAUAUUAUAUAUAUUUGGUCUGUUUGUAGUUUUAUUACUAGAAGAUUCUUUCCGGUUGUCCUUAACACUACUUCCUGAGCUGUACCCAUCCUCUCCUCUCUUUCCCUCCUCCUGAGCCACCCCAAGCCCUUUCAUUUGCAUCUGCUAUGCAAUAGGCCCUCUCCUUGCCCUGAAUCUAGCUGACCCUUCCUUCUCCCCUCCCCUCCUCUUGCCCCCAUGCUCUCCUCCCACCAAAUGGGGAAAGCAGCUGUCCAGGCCUCCCUCCAUGCAUCUUGUGUGCAUCCAUCGGGAGGCUCUGAGACUGACCUCACUGGGUCCUAAGAAUCCCAAGAUGUUCUGGGAGCUUCCAGCAUAUUAUAAUUAGCGUAUCAUUUGCACACCAACAUCCCUUUGGGUUUCCUUGCUUUUUGUUCCAUGGGUCUUCUUGGAAACUUUUUUUUUUUACUGAGAAGUUAGUCUCCAGUGGUCCUUGUAUCACACUUUGAUUUGCACGACAUUACUUACAGGUGUGUGUGGCGGGGAGUCUGGGCUUUAGGGGAGCCAGGCUGCUCUGGUCCCCAGAAUUGCCCACUCCCAGCCCCUCUAGUCCAGUUUGCCUCCCUUAUCCCCAUUUUCCAGACCUCUUGUGCCCUCCCCUCCCUCCCCCCAGCUGGCGUGGAAGUGUCUUGGAAUUCAGUGUGUUAUGAUGGACCAAUAAUUCUGCCACUCGGGGUCUCCCUACAUUCCUGUCCCCGGUUUUCAUGUGGGGCACUCAGCCAACAUUCCUGUGGGGUCUCCCUGCCUCCCAUCUGCCUGAUCCACCUCCUCCUCACCCCAGGAGAGUUGGGGGUUGGCCACAAUCUGGUCUCUCUUGGGAGGAGUGGCUGCCAGUAUGAGUGUGAGUUUUGGGGGGGGUCAUCACUGCCUUGGGGAAGAGUGGGGCAGGGCAGAGAAUCCCCCCAGUUCCUGCCUGAGAUCUCCAGCCUCACCCCUGCUUGGGGUUGGACUGAAAACCCUCCUUCCUAAUUUGGGGGUGUUGUCCCCAUCACUGCCCAGCUCCUCUGACUACCCCCUCAAUUCAGGGUGGGGUACUAGUCACUGCCAAUGUGUGUAUGGGACUUGGUGGGUGAUGGGGGUCCUUGCUUCUCUUCAGGGCUAUUGAGCCCUGAGAACGAGCAGGCCCCUCAGUGGGUGAAGUGAUAGAGGGUCUAAUGUCUUUUUAAAUGGCACAAUUUUAGGGGGCUGAGGAUGUAGUCCCUUAGCUUGCCACUGGAGAGGGGCCCCAAUUCUUCUUUCGCCCCCACUCCAGAUUUUCUGUGUGGAGGGAGUGGGAGCAGGGAGAUCUAAACUGUGGUGUGGAAGGGUAGGAGAGAUGCUGGGGGUGGGGGUGCUGUGUUCUAGACUCCCCCAUAUUGUCCCAGUGUCCCCUGCCUCCCCUCUCCCCCCACCUCAUGCCCCCAAUUCUGUGGCGCAUCCAGAUUGUGAAAAUGUACAAUAAAUGUGUAACAAGUAAUUGA